UCGAUAAUUUCCUUAAGGAAUUCGUCAGUUCUGUCAACACUACUGAUGUCGGACCGGAGGUGGUGUCGGAAUCGAUGUUUGCGGAGCUGAAGGAGUGUUUUAUGGAGGCGUACGACGACAAUAGGGAUGGAAAGAUAGAAAUACGUGAAUUGGCACAACUCCUGCCACUCGAAGAGAGUUUUUUGCUUCUCUUCCGUUUCGAUAAUCCUCUGGAAUCGAGCGUCGAGUUUAUGAAGAUUUGGAGAGAAUAUGAUACCGACGGCAGUGGGUAUAUAGAAGCGGAUGAGUUAAAGAACUUUCUAAAAGAUUUGCUGAAAGAAGCGAAACGCGAAGCUAUAGAUGAGGACAAACUCAUUGAAUAUACGGAUACUUUACUCAAUAUUUUUGACUCUAAUAAAGACGGAAAACUACAAUUGAGUGAAAUGGCAAAGCUUCUUCCAGUGAAAGAAAACUUCUUGUGUCGAAACGCCUUCAAAGGCGCGACAAAACUUAAUAAAGAAGAUAUCGAACGGGUUUUCGCAUUAUAUGAUAGAGACAAGAACGGAACCAUUGAAAACGAAGAACUCAAAGGAUUUCUAAAGGAUUUAUUGGAAUUGGUGAAGAAGGACUAUGACGCACAAGACUUGGGAGAGUUUCAAAAGGCGAUCCUUUCGGGCUGUGACUACAACAGAGACGGCAAAAUCAAUAAGAAAGAGCUGACAAUGAUUUUGUUGGCUUUGGCCAAACACUCACAGGAAUAACGCACUCCUCAUAAACUGGCGAAACCAAAGCCAACGACUCAUUCAGAAGGCAGACAACUAUGAUAUGUAAUAAUUCUUCGCAUUAUAUCUACGAUUAUUCAAUUAAAAAUCUCUUCAAAUUCUGAUAAUUCUAUUGCAAUACCAAAAUAAUGUCCAGUGAUUUGGACGGCAUUUGUGCCAAUAUUACUGACACACAAUUCACUUAUUGCACAUUUCAACACUAAUUUCUUCAAUUUUGUCACACAAUAUACAUAAUAAUAAUAUAUAUAACAAGAAGUGAACAAUUUCUCUGACGAAGAAUUUUGCUGUAUUCUUACAAACUUGGAUAUAGUAUGUACUCACAUCUCAAAUACCA
Medioppia subpectinata is the source of this 1095-nucleotide messenger RNA. Lineage: Eukaryota; Metazoa; Arthropoda; Arachnida; Sarcoptiformes; Oppiidae. The record is from the annotation of a GenBank genome assembly.